GCUGCUAGGUCGCAGCCCGAGGGAGUGGAGUGAAGUGCGGCCCCUAGCCCUCGGCGCUCUUGGCCACACUCGGCAUUGGCCACGGCCGCUUCGGCAGAGCGAUGACUGAGGAGGACUCUGAACCCUCUGUCUCCGAGUUGCAGGUGGAGGAGGAGAACGAGCUGUCAGUUAUCCAGCUGUGCGGGCUGGUGGAAGAGCUGAGCUAUGGAAACUCUGCCCUCAAAACUGAGACAGAGAUGUUUGAGAAAUAUUACAGUAAACUGGAGCCCAAGGAUCAAGUGCCACGAUCAUCAGAAAUUAAAACACUGGGAGCAGAAUUUGCACAAUUACGAGGCAAGCGUAAAUCCAGAUCCCGCAAAGGUACGGACCAUGUGCUAGGCCUCAGUGUUGACCAGAAAUGUGAGCUUGUACAAAAAGAGCUGGAAGACACAAAGGAAGAAAUAAGGCAUAUGAGGGCCAAUGCCGAAUGGGACCUGCAGCGUCAUGAGGCUAUCAUUGAGGAAGCAGAAAUGCGAUGGACUGAAGUUCAGGGAGCGGUACAGGAGUUUAAAAAAGAUAUUCUAAAAACCAUAUCCAAGAAGAAAGGGAGUAUUUUGGCCACUGAGAAAGUGAUGAAGUACAUUGAGGACAUGAACCGCCAGAGGGAUAAUAUGAAGGAUAAAUUACGUUUGAAAAAUGUUUCUCUCAAAGUCCAAAGGAAAAAGAUGCUUUUACAAUUGAGGCAGAAGGAAGAGGUGGGUGAGGCUCUCCAUGAAGUUGAUUUUCAGCAGCUGCAGAUCGAGAAUGCUCAGUUUUUAGACACAAUUGAAGCAAGGAAUCAAGAACUGAUCCGGCUGAAACUGGUAUCUGGAAACACCUUGCAAGUCCUCAACACAUACAAAAGCAAGCUACAGCGAGCAAUGGAAAUGUCCAUCAAUCUGGACAAGGAGAUCUUGCUGAGAAAUGAAUUACUUGAAAAAAUUGAAAGAGAAACCCUACAAGCAGAGGAGGACCAGGCCAAAGCUGAGGCCUUGAACAAGAAGCUCCGAAAGCAGCUAGCCGAGUUCCGAGCGCCACAGGUGAUGGUGUAUGUCCGGGAGAAGAUCUUAAAUGGGGACCUGGAGAAGACCAUCAAGACGUGGGAAAGGAAAGUGGAGAUUGCAGAGGUAAGUCACAGAUUCCCAAGACAGCAGUCUUUUGUGCCCUUCACAUUUUUAUCUAGGAUUUUGUUUUUGGAGCUAAGAAUACAGAUAUUUGGACUUGUAACAUCCAUAGAGAAUCUCAGUUACUUCAGCUCUUAUACUAAGAUGAAGGAAGGCUGUUUGUUUUUAAGCUCCUUUUUCUUUGUAAGGGACAAGAUCUUUUCAGAUUAUCAGGAAGAGACUCUACAGUAAUAGUGUGUUUUUAACUGCUUGUUUUCUUAUUGAAUUCUGAAAGCUUCUGAAUCCCUUCUCCCACCACUGAUAGUGAUCCCUAGUUUAUACUGGGAGAAGCCAGUUUUUUAAAAAAAGAGAUAAUAAUGGAUUGUUAAUAUCACAAUAACCCGAUUCCAUGCAUUUCCAUAGUUGCCACGGGUCUUUUCAUAUGAUAGAAUGUGCACAGAAACACCCUUGCCCCUUGUGAGCUGCAGAAGAUAAAAUGGGAAAUAUGCAAAUGGUAUGUUUUGGCAUCAGAAAAAAGGAAAGCACAGAGACUGUCACAAGCCAGGUUGCAUACAGAGGACACUUGGACAUCAUCAGAGAAGCUUAGAAACACAGUCAGGUCACUUGGGAAGCUUGGCAUUUUCACGUCUAGACUCUGGCUCCAUAUCCCAUGGAACUCUUCCCUGCUUUGCCUGUGGUCACUUGGUGUCAGGGAGUGAAUCAGGAUCCAAACUUGGGCCUGUUGGAUCUGGAGCUAAGAAGUAACCGAGAGUCGCACUAGGAACCUGCAACAACUGACUUCUUUGGACAGAAACAAGCUCUAGAAGAAUCUUCCAGACAGGGGCUGCCCUGGGGUCCUGUGCCGUGCAGCUCACACGGCACGCUCUGUCCCACACACAGUCAGCUGCACACCCCUGGGCUGGAUGCAGGCUGCUCUCUGAAUAGUCACGAUCAGUUUUUCCCAAGUGACCUUCUCCCCCCUCCCUCUUUUUCCUUUUUGCAGAUGUCCUUAAAAGGCUACCGCAAGGCUUGGAAUAAAAUGAAAACCGCCAAUGAGCAGUUGCAGGCAAUUUGCCCCCCUGGGAAGUAGCCAGAGGGAAGCAAUGGUGACAGACCAAAAAGUGAUCCAUUAAAGUAAUCAGCUCCUUUCUA
Manis pentadactyla (Chinese pangolin) is the source of this 2273-nucleotide messenger RNA. RefSeq names its product coiled-coil domain containing 113 (gene CFAP263). The transcript has 8 exons. Bases 102 to 1373 code for a protein of 423 amino acids. The record is from RefSeq and is a predicted model, not a curated record. Lineage: Eukaryota; Metazoa; Chordata; Mammalia; Pholidota; Manidae. Gene Ontology annotation, biological process: cilium assembly. Gene Ontology annotation, cellular component: ciliary basal body; axoneme.